UGUCAGAAAAGUUGCUGUCAAAAUUUGAUAACCAUCAACCAAAAUACUAUUUUCGGAUUCUUUCGGAAAAUUCGAAAAAUCCAACCAGUAAAAUGCCUGAAUCCAGCUUGACCGUUUUUGAAAAAGAUUAUUUCAAUGCUGAACGGUACGUCAAAGAACUCGUACAGGAUUGCGUAGGUGGCCCGGAACUACAACAGACCAAGGCGAAAAUCCAAAGCCACAGCGACACGGUUUCGUCCACGUUGAAAAAACAUGUUUACGAGAACUAUAUGCAGUUCAUUGAGACAGCCAAGGAGAUUUCCCAUUUGGAAUCGGAAAUGUACCAAUUGUCGCACAUUCUGAUCGAACAACGUAAUCUACUGUCCACUCUGAGAGACGAGUCUAUGCUGGAUGAUCGGAAGUGCAUAAUCGAGGAGCAGAGCAUCGAUCCGAAUGUGAACGAAGAGCAGCAGAACAAAAAGGCAAUUCAACUUAUUAAAGAAUCGCUGGUUGGCUAUAAGGGGAAUCUAGACGACAAAGUGUUUAUUUACGAAGGAGGUCUCAUCGAGUUGGACACGAACGAUUACCGACCGAUCUGCCGAAUUCAUCUAUUUCUGUUCAACGAUGUUUUAGUGUUAGCCAAAAUCAAGCACGAUAAAAAGCUUGAGUUUCUCACGGAAUAUGACACUAAAAAGAUUGCGGUGAUCAACAUCAAGGCUCUGGAUGGGGUCAAUAAAAAUGCAAUUAACGUUAUCACUAGCGACGGGGCACGAAUUUUUCAGUGUGUAAACUCCGCCUCUAAGCUGGAGUGGAUCGAUAAGUUUGAGGUUGCCAUCAAGUUCCAUCAGCUUAAGCACAAGAAAGGUCCUGCGCCGCAACCUCCAACGUCGUUAAAAUUCGAUCAAAAACAGCAAAAAUCGAUUGACAGUGAGAUCUGUCUUAGUCCGACCGCAUCCGAAGUAGCUGCAGUCGCUGAAAAUUUAGCCCCGGACUGGUUGGCUUCCGCUCCCGAGGAGAUUCAGGCAGAAAUUGCACAACGUCACUUCGAGGAUAGUCUGGCACUGGUUCAACGGUGUGAGGGGUAUCUGGCUAAAGAUAACACUUUCCGCGGUGCAGCGGAGACGGCAGUAAAAAUCAAAACGUUGAAGUGUACUCUUUCUUCGGUGCUGAUGCAGGAGUUGUCCAGUUCGCAGAGUAGGAGCUUGCAGGCCGCUCUAAGAUCAAGUCGAAGACCUUUAAAACUGCUGGUUGAAAUGGGAAAAGCACGUGAAGCGUGCGGAAUUUUGCUGCGAGUGUGCACUAGCGCAAUUCGGACAUCUCAGCGCCAAGCUAGGAGAAAUAAUCUGGCUAUUUCGGAGAUGUUCUUUUGUGAUGUGGCGCAGGUUGCGAGUGAAUUCCUGCGGGCCUUCAGCAGCAAAGCGUCCUGCACCAGUGCGUUGAUUGUGUGGUGCAACAUGGAACUGCAGUACUUUGCUUCUCAGUUGAUAAAACAUUACCUGACAAAAGACACCCAACUGGAAAUGGUAGCCAAAGUGGUGGAAGGUGUACGGAAACCUUGUUCGAAGUUGACCGAUAUUGGGUUGGAUCUGUCCUAUCACAUGGAAGGUCUGCUGAGGAACACACUGGAACAACUGCUCGAAGAAGCCAAAUACCGGCUGGUGGACUCAAUCGGUCGAACCGAGGACGUUUGGCAGCCAUACAAUCUUCAGACGAAGACCAAUUUGAGAUCCGUCACGAAAGAGUUUGAUACUCUUGGACUGGACUUGAAGCCCCUGGUGACCGGCGAUACGUGGUUGAAUCUGACCCAAACGACGGUUAAUUUCUGUCGGCAUUUUCUCACUACGACCGAAAGCUGUGCUUAUCUGGCGAAGUACGAGUCUCUUAAGUUGGACGCGGAAAUUCUGCUGAAGGAUCUGUUCCUUGCGCAACAUGGAAUUAAACCACAGGGAGUUAUGGGCAUUGAUCUCAACUUCGUCUCCAAGAACAAAGUCUACAUGAGUGAGGUACUCCUCCCAAUUGCGAUCGCUCAAUUUAAAAAAAUCUCCGGCAAAACUCCGGAUAUUCUGGUAGAACUACAGUUGCAACUGCGAGGACCGCCGAAACCAAAACCGCGCAGUGUUUACAAAACGGAUGUUCUCUAAAAUUACCACAAGCAUUUAUAAUACAGAUAAAAAUACGUUAUAUUUAUUCCAUUUUACAGUUUAACCGGUAAACACGAAAAGCACACUAAUCA
Messenger RNA from Topomyia yanbarensis, 2212 nucleotides. It is a transcript of the gene Exo84, whose product is annotated as exocyst complex component 8. Gene Ontology annotation, biological process: exocytosis; Golgi to plasma membrane transport; intracellular protein localization. The record is from RefSeq and is a predicted model, not a curated record. Bases 93 to 2120 code for a protein of 675 amino acids. Lineage: Eukaryota; Metazoa; Arthropoda; Insecta; Diptera; Culicidae. Gene Ontology annotation, cellular component: exocyst. The transcript is spliced from 7 exons.